Messenger RNA from Rhinocladiella mackenziei CBS 650.93, 1008 nucleotides. RefSeq lists its product as uncharacterized. Gene Ontology annotation, molecular function: chitinase activity. Gene Ontology annotation, biological process: carbohydrate metabolic process. The transcript has a single exon. The record is from RefSeq and is a predicted model, not a curated record. Bases 1 to 1008 code for a protein of 335 amino acids. Gene Ontology annotation, cellular component: extracellular region. NCBI's taxonomy places the organism in Eukaryota, Fungi, Ascomycota, Eurotiomycetes, Chaetothyriales, Herpotrichiellaceae.
AUGCCACCCCUUCCGCCGGCAUCUAUCCCCUCCUGGAACCCCCGUGUAGUCUGCUACUUCCAAACCUACCACGACAACAACGAAUACAUCUCCUUGCUCCCGUUAAUCACCAACCCCUCCGGCGCCACACAUGUCAUCCUUGCCGCCGUCCACGUGAACUGGGACCCGAACAAUUUGACCCUCAACGAUGACCCGCCCGACCACCCCAAAUAUACCCAGCUGUGGGACGAAGUCAUCGUCCUCCAGGACUCCGGGAUCAAAGUCCUCGGCAUGCUCGGCGGGGCUGCACGUGGCACCUUUGCGCGGCUAGAUUACAGUGAGUCGCGGACUGAUAUGCCGCUUGCGCGCUUUGAGGCGUAUUAUGUCCCGCUCCGCGAUAUGAUUCGCAAGUACGGCCUGGAUGGACUCGACCUGGACGUCGAAGAGGAAAUGUCGUUACCAGGUAUAGUCCAUCUGAUCGAUCGACUCAAAGCCGAUUUUGGGCAGGAGUUCAUCAUCACGCUGGCUCCCGUCGCUACAGCAUUGAUGGCUGGCCGCCCGCAUUUAUCGGGCUUUGAUUACCGGGUGCUCGAGGACAUGAGAGGCGGAAGUAUCGCGUGGUACAAUACGCAGUUCUACAAUGGGUGGGGCGGGAUGCAUAAUACGGACGCAUAUGAUGUGAUUAUGCGCAAUGGGUGGCCUACGCGAAAAGUUGUCGCGGGGAUGCUGACGAAUCCGAAACAUGGUGGGAGUGGGUAUGUGCCGCUUGAGCUGUCGGCGGUUGUGUUGGGGGCGUUGGUGGAGAAGUACCCUGAGUUCGGGGGCGUGAUGGGCUGGGAGUACUGGGAUAGUUUGCCCCAGGAGAGGAAUUGUUGGAUGUGGGCGUAUUGUAUGGGGUUGUGUCUGGGGAUGAAGAAGGUGAGGGAUCUAGCGGUCGUGGUGUUGACGGGGAGGAGGUUGGCGGGAAUUAAUGUGAGUGAUGUGAAUCGGAAUCAAAGUCGGAAUCGGAAUCGGAAUCAACCACGGUGA